Messenger RNA from Magnolia sinica, 2899 nucleotides. RefSeq names its product beta-galactosidase 6-like. The transcript has 19 exons. Lineage: Eukaryota; Viridiplantae; Streptophyta; Magnoliopsida; Magnoliales; Magnoliaceae. Gene Ontology annotation, molecular function: beta-galactosidase activity; carbohydrate binding. Gene Ontology annotation, biological process: carbohydrate metabolic process. Gene Ontology annotation, cellular component: cell wall; vacuole. Bases 400 to 2820 code for a protein of 806 amino acids. The record is from RefSeq and is a predicted model, not a curated record.
UCUCUCCCGUCUUUGAAGUCCCAGUUUUCCCACGCUGAAAGUGUCGCAAAAGCAGCCAAUUGGUUAUAUCGUCCGACCCCACUCCUUUGACGUGCUUCAACGACUCUCUCUCUCUCUCUCUCUCUCUCUCUCUCUCUCUCGGCCAUUCAUCAACUUGUCCACCAAUCACUUUCUAUUUUUCAUCAAAUGCAAGAGCUUAAAAGGGGAAAGAAAUUACAGCCCACAUCAUAAACCUUCUAGAUUAGACUCCCUUUUCCCAUAUUUGGAGGUUUCACUAACCUUCUACAGGCUUAUAUAAACAAGACCCACAUAUGUUCUCUCCACGUACGGGUGUCCACGAGCCUUGUGUCGAUACCAGAUUCAUGUGGGUCUGAUUUUUUAGUUGGGGAGUCGAGGAAGAUGGGUAUGUGGCUAUUGGCUUGGUGGGCCAUUUUUGUGAUUGGAGGUAGACCCGUCGUAGGAUCAGACGUGGUGUAUGAUGGACGGUCACUCAUCGUUAAUGGGUCGAGAGCAAUCCUCUUCUCCGGUUCUAUUCACUAUCCUCGUAGCACCCCUCAGAUGUGGCCAUCACUUAUAGCCAAAGCCAAGCAAGGAGGAUUGGAUGUGAUUCAGACGUACGUUUUUUGGAACAAACACGAGCCUGCACAAGGACACUACAAUUUCAAGGGAAGAUACAAUCUGGUGAGAUAUUUAAAGGAAGUUCAGGCACAAGGGUUGUAUGCAACCCUUAGGAUCGGUCCUUACAUCGAGAGCGAAUGGAGUUACGGUGGAUUCCCGUUCUGGUUGCACGAUGUACCGGACAUCAUCUUUCGAUCCGACAACGAGCCCUUCAAGUUCCACAUGCAAAAUUUCACGACGAAAAUAGUAAAUUUGAUGAUGGCAAAUGGGUUGUAUGCGUCCCAAGGCGGGCCAAUCAUACUCUCUCAGAUUGAGAACGAAUACCAAAAUAUCGAAGCAGCAUUCCACGAAGGAGGACCAGCUUAUGUUAAGUGGGCAGCGGAAAUGGCCGUGGGGCUCAAGACGGGCGUCCCAUGGAUGAUGUGCAAGCAGAGCGACGCUCCUGAUCCAGUGAUCAAUACGUGCAAUGGAAUGAACUGCGGAGAGACGUUCGCGGGGCCUAAUUCGCCUACUAAGCCAUCCAUGUGGACAGAGAAUUGGACAUCUUUUUUUCAAGUUUUUGGUGGAGAACCAUACAUAAGGACUGCAGAAGACAUUGCAUUCGCUGUCGCCCUCUUCAUUGCGAAGAACGGAAGCUAUAUAAAUUAUUACAUGUAUCAUGGCGGAACUAAUUUUGGAAGGACGGGAUCCGCAUAUGUCACAACGAGUUAUUAUGAUCAAGCUCCUCUUGAUGAGUAUGGUAUGAUCAGGCAACCAAAAUGGGGUCAUCUAAAGGAAUUGCAUGCUGCAAUAAAACUAUGCUCCAAAACAUUACUUUCAGGAACACCAACUAAUUUUUCCCUUGGUGAACUGCAAGAGGCAUAUGUUUUUGAACAAAGCAAGGGCGAAUGUGCUGCCCUCCUAUCAAACAGUAACCGUACAAAUAGUGCUACUGUGAAUUUUCGGAAUUCGUCAUAUGAACUACCACCGAGAUCAAUCAGCAUCCUACCGGAUUGCAAGAAUGUAGUGUUUAACACCGCGAAAGUAAGUGUACAAUCCACCAUCAGAUCAGCUACAGCUACCAAAAAGUUCGAUGGUGCUGGAAGAUGGAAAGAAUUCAAGGAUGCUAUCCCAAACUAUAAUGGAACUUCUCUAAAGGCAGAUGAGCUGUUAGAACACAUGAGUACGACGAAAGAUGUAUCAGAUUAUCUUUGGUACACUUUCAGCUUUGAGCAUAAUUCUUCUGAUGUUCAACCUGUACUUAAUGUGGAGACUCGUGGACAUGUCGUGCUUGCUUUUGUCAACAACGUCUUCGUUGGAACUGCACAUGGAAAUCCUAAAGUUCAAAGCUUUAAUCUCGAGAAUCCCAUAUCAUUGCAAGAUGGGAAGAAUGAUGUUUCCUUAUUGAGUGUGAUGGUUGGUUUGCCGGAUUCUGGGGCAUAUCUUGAGCAUAAGGUCGCCGGACUACGUAGAGUGACAAUUCGAGACUCGGAGUCUCAUAAUUUCACUAAAUAUGCAUGGGGAUACAAGGUCGGUUUAAUGGGAGAAGAUUUGAAAAUCUAUUCACGUUUGGGAGCAAGAGAAGUGCAGUGGAGUGCAGAUGGAAGCUCAACUAAUCAGCCCCUUAUUUGGUAUAAGACUAAUUUCGCUACUCCAGACGGGAGUGACCCUAUUGCUUUGAACCUUGGCUCUAUGGGGAAAGGUGAAGCUUGGAUCAAUGGGAACAGCAUCGGUCGUUAUUGGGUCUCCUUUCACACCCAGAAAGGAGUACCUUCACAAACACUGUAUCACAUUCCUCGGAGUUUUCUCAAGCCUUUGCGGAACCUACUAGUUCUGUUUGAGGAAAUUGGUGGAGACCCUCUUCAAAUCACCUUAGAAACCAUCUCAAUAUCUGGAGUAUGUGGGCAUGUGUCCGACUCCCAUCCUGCAUCCUCAGUUCCAUUCAGCGGACUCGAGCAAAGCAAGAGGCCUCCAACAGUUCAGCUCAGAUGCCCUCCUAGAAAAACCAUCUCAACUGUGGAAUUUGCAAGCUUCGGAACGCCUGUUGGUGAUUGUGAUAGUUACUCCAUGGGAAGCUGUCAUUCCGAGAAAUCCAAAGCAGCUAUAGAGAAGGCUUGUCUGGGGAAGAGAGGCUGCUCAGUCGCUUUGUCGAGCGGAAAUUUUGGGGGAGAUCCAUGUCCAGGAACAUUAAAAUCUCUGUUGGUUGAUGCAAAAUGCAAAUGAGUUUGUUGGGUUAUAAUUCAUUCUCAUUCAUUCAUAUUCUUGUAAAAAACAAGCUCCCAUCUAUAAGUUGGUAAGAAAA